Xiphophorus maculatus (southern platyfish) is the source of this 2108-nucleotide messenger RNA. RefSeq lists its product as uncharacterized. Bases 255 to 1265 code for a protein of 336 amino acids. Lineage: Eukaryota; Metazoa; Chordata; Actinopteri; Cyprinodontiformes; Poeciliidae. The transcript has 14 exons. The record is from RefSeq and is a predicted model, not a curated record.
CCAUUCCACUCUGCUAUCAAAACAUCAGCGGCGUACACUAUACACAUACCAGUAUAAGUUUUCAGUGCUUUCUGGGAUUCAUCUUCUUGGUGAUCUGCUAUCUGUGUAAAACUGUGCUGUCAUAGCUGACCAAGAAUGGCCAAGUUAAUAUAAUUUCCAAAGGUGGCAGUAAAACCCUUCAGGUUAGCAAACCAACGAGGAAGAGUUUUUUUUUCUUUAAGAUCACUUCCUGAAAAAGCUUGAGAGAAGUAAACAUGACCUUCAGAAUAUUUGGCAAGAUUUCUGUCCUAAUCUUGUUCGUACGGAUCCUACAGAUAUAUGCGGCAUCAGAAUGCAAAUCAAAAAACAUAACCUGCACUGAAAUCCGUGUUGCUGAGGGAUUUAGAUAUGAACAUGAAUGCCCAGAAGGAAGUGAGAUUGCUCUUGAACGAAACAAUAAGAUGAAUUUCGGUUCUGCUGAUCUACGCAAACAGUUGUUUAACUUUUUGCCACCAGUAGUGAAAAUGGAUAACCAUUCAGUGAUCACAGAAGACUGCCAGGAUCUUAACAUUACAUGCACACUUACUACUGAAAACCUCAAAAAACUAGCCGGAGAAAAGUGCGUGAAUUUCAAAUCCAUCCCUGCAGAGAAUUUUCCACCAGGCAAUCCAAGUGUGAGUCCUGGGCCACCAAUCCAGGAUCAAAGAAACCUUGGAUGGAUUGCAGUUCUGGUGAUCCUACUUGUUAUCUUUGGACUAAUCUCUCACUACUGCUCGAAAAACCAUAAGAGAGGUGUGAUAGUCAACUGUCUCCAAAGAAACCAAGAAGGAAGUGGAUUCCCAAUAGUUCAAACAGGAGAUUUAGAGGGACAAAACAAUGCUGAUGUCAGGAAUGGAGAAGAUCCACGUGGAUGUGGUGAAAAUGACCGAGACGCACUUCAAAGUGUUAUGAGUGGAAACAAGGGAUUUCCCAACACCACCACUCCGUCUGAUCACAAUCCAAUGAACGGCUUUAGGAAGAUGAAUGAGGAGCCAGGCGGAAUAAAUGGAACUAAAGGACGAGGAAAUACGAGGGAGCUGAAUGGUGGAGGGGCUGCUGCUCGUCAUCACACUGAAGAACAACCACUGCUGCCAGAUCAGCGAACUGCCAAAGGAGAUUUCAACAGGUCUUAUGUUGCUGUGACGUUGGUGAACGAGCUUAGCUCCAACCUGGAACCAGUCACCAGAUGCUCUGCAACACCAGAUGCUGACGUGGAGUCAACAUACUCUGAGAAACCAACAAAUUAAUUAUAAUAGAUAAAUAUGAUAUACUAUAUAUGUAUAAUGCAUAUAAAUAAUAAUAAUAAUAAUAAUAAUAAUAAUAAUAAUAAUAAUAAUAAUAAUAAUAAUAAUAAUAUCCCUGUCACUAUGUGAGAUAUUUCCUGACAUAACCUUUAGGCUUAAGUUAUUUUAUAAAUUUCACACACACCUUUUGUCUUUGAAAAAAAAUCUUUAAUAAUCAAAAGAUGUGUGUCAAAUUUGUCUUGGAAACAAAUUUAAGCAUUUAAAUGUUUCUUGUUUCUUUAUAUUCGUACAAUUUGGAAAUUGUAACUAUCUCAACAACCGUAUCAGGUAUCUUACCCUGGUUGUCAUGGCAAUUAUCAAUAUGAUUUUCAUGCAAGAAAAUCUUGACUGUUGAACUUAACCAAAGGAGUGGGUGAACUACAUACAUGUCAGGAAUAUGUCACAUAUGAGGGCUAGAGAAAAAUGUAUGUCACUAUAUAAAACAUAUUAUGAAUAUGUAUAGCUAAACUAAAGAUAUUUUAAAGAUAAAUAUUUUGGUAUUGCAUUUCAGUUAAACUCAAUAUCUUAUACUCCUGGCAGAUUUGAAUAGUCGCAUUUCUUCUCAAUGAAAGGAAUAAUAUUUUAGACCCAGAUUCCUGACAUAAAUCCAAUAGGUAAAGAUUAGGGUGAUGGCAGAGAGGCCCCCAAUCUUAAAGACUUGGAGCUCCUCACCAAAACGCAAAUUGUAAAAAUACCAGCAGAAAAAAGCCAAAAAUCUGGUUAUGCAAAAAAUUCAUAAGAAUGGCUUUGUUACUGUAACGGUUUUUACAAUUGCAAAUCACUUUUACCGGCUGUUUAAAAAAAAAA